AUGGCAUCAGGAUUAGAAUCAAAUCGAUGUUCGAUCUGUGAGGAAGAGGAAGGAAGAUGCAUGUGUGAUGGGUGUAAAAAGUACUUUUGUGUCAAGCAUUUCGAUCAACAUCGCCAGCAACUGUCGACAAAAUUUGAUGUUGAGAUUGUAAGAACUCAUGAUAAACUUCUUGAACAAAUCAACCUAGUCAAUCAACCGAAUACUAGUGCUUUGGAACUUUUCGGUGAAAUUGAUCGUUGGGAAACUGAAGCCUAUAAAAAAGUUCAUAAAGCAGCUGAAAAAGCUCGUCAUCAACUCACUCAACUGCUCAUUGACGGGAAAGACAUUUGGAAAAAAGACUUUGAAAUAUUGACCAAGGAAAUUCGUAAUCGACAAGAAGAAAUUGAUUUUGAUGAAAAUGAUAUUGAACGACUUCGACAAAAGAUAAAUGAAAUUCAAACAUCAUUAAAUCAAAUGAGUCAACCAACAAAAACGAAAGCAGUCAUAGUGACAAAAGAUCAAAUUGAUUGGAAUCGGGUUAUAUAUGUCGAAAACAGACACAACAGAAUGAGUAAGUGGAUUGAAAACAAUAUUUGA
This is a messenger RNA of Rotaria sp. Silwood2, 576 nucleotides long. The record is from the annotation of a GenBank genome assembly. Lineage: Eukaryota; Metazoa; Rotifera; Eurotatoria; Philodinida; Philodinidae.